AUGCCGAACCGGGGGCCAGAUAAAGCCGUCCGUGCCCAAGUUUCUGUCCUCCUCCUCUACUCAGAUGGCCCUCGUUCCACAGGCUGGCGGGAACACAUGGAGCGCCGCCGCAGAUUUGAGUUUGAGUUUCGAGACCGAGAUGAUGAGCGAGGUUACCGAAGGGUGCGCUCUGGCAGUGGGAGCAUAGAUGACGACAGGGAUAGCUUGCCAGAGUGGUGUUUAGAGGACGCCGAAGAAGAAAUGGGCACGUUUGACUCAUCUGGAGCAUUCCUCUCUCUAAAAAAAGUGCAGAAAGAACCUAUUCCUGAAGAGCAGGAAAUGGACUUUAGACCUGUGGAGGAGGGAGAAGAGCGCUCUGACUCGGACAACAGCCAUAAUGAAGAGGCCAAAGAACUUGAUAAGGCAAAUAAGGAGGGAGAAAAAACGGACAGAGCAGUAGCUGCUGAAGCUAAUGAGGAAGUACCCCAGACGUCAUUAUCAUCUGCUAGGCCAAGCACCCCUUCAGAUCACCAGCCUCAAGAAGCACCACAGUUGGAGAGGAGAGAGGAGCCCAAAGCUGAACAAAUGGAACAACCUGAAGAAGAGACUCGGGGAGAAAAGAGUCUUCCAGUCAAGGGCCCCAGCAGAGGGGAUGAAACAGUGCCUGCCUCCCAGCAGCCUUCGACCCAGCUUCCUCCAGACACAGCCUCUCCUCUCCUCAUCCUUCCACCUCCUGGUCCCACUCCUGCUUCUGCCUCACAGCCGGUCGAGACAGCAGCCGGUGAAGCUCCUGGUGUGGGCGGUGUUCCCACAGAGCCAGAUGAUGAAGAGGGCCUCAAACACUUGGAACAGCAAGCUGAGAAGAUGGUGGCUUAUCUCCAAGACAGUGCACUAGAUGACGAGAGAUUGACAUCGAAACUGCAGGAGCACAGAGCUAAAGGGGUGUCGGUCCCACUGAUGCACGAAGCAAUGCAAAAGUGGUAUUACAAAGACCCUCAGGGGGAGAUCCAAGGUCCCUUUAACAACCAGGAGAUGACUGAAUGGUUUCAGGCCGGCUAUUUUACUAUGUCUUUGCUUGUGAAGAGAGCAUGUGAUGAAAGCUUCCAGCCUCUUGGUGAUAUCAUGAAAAUGUGGGGAAGGGUUCCUUUCUCUCCAGGCCCAGCUCCUCCUCCUCAUAUGGGAGAAUUGGACCAGGAACGCCUGACCAGACAGCAGGAACUCAAUGCCUUAUACCAGAUGCAGCACCUCCAGUACCAGCAGUUCUUAAUACAACAACAGUAUGCACAGGUUUUGGCUCAACAGCAGAAAGCAGCUUUGUCAUCUCAGCAGCAGCAGCAGCUGGCUCUUCUUCUCCAGCAGUUCCAAGCUCUGAAGAUGAGAAUAUCUGAUCAGAACAUCAUUCCCUCAGUAACUAGGUCUGUGUCAGUGCCGGAUACUGGCUCUAUCUGGGAGCUUCAGCCAGCAACCUCACAGCCCGCAGUUUGGGAAGGUGGUAGUGUAUGGGAUCUUCCCCUGGACACCACGACACCAGGCCCUUCCCUGGAACAGCUUCAGCAGCUAGAGAAAGCCAAAGCUGCAAAGUUAGAGCAGGAGAGAAGAGAAGCAGAAAUGAGGGCAAAAAGGGAAGAGGAGGAGCGGAAGCGGCAAGAAGAGCUCCGGAGACAACAGGAGGAAAUUCUUCGGAGGCAGCAGGAGGAAGAAAGGAAAAGACGAGAAGAAGAGGAGCUGGCCAGAAGGAAGCAGGAGGAGGCCCUGCGACGCCAGCGGGAGCAAGAGAUGGCGCUGAGGCGGCAGCGGGAAGAGGAGGAGAGGCAGCAGCAGGAGGAGGCGCUUAGAAGACUAGAGGAGAGGAGGCGAGAGGAGGAAGAGAGGCGGAAGCAGGGAGAACUGCUCCGCAAACAGGAAGAGGAGGCUGCCAAAUGGGCCCGGGAAGAAGAGGAAGCCCAGCGUCGACUGGAAGAGAACCGGCUGCGCAUGGAGGAGGAGGCAGCCAGACUUCGGCACGAGGAGGAGGAACGAAAACGGAAGGAGCUGGAGCUGCAGCGGCAGAAGGAGCUGCUGCGCCAGAGGCAGCAGCAGCAAGAGGCUCUCCGCAGGUUACAGCAGCAGCAGCAGCAGCAGCAGCUUGCCCAGAUGAAGCUUCCUUCUUCUUCAACGUGGGGUCAGCAGUCUAACACAACAACGUGUCAGUCCCAGGCCACGCUGUCGUUGGCUGAGAUCCAGAAGCUGGAAGAAGAACGAGAGCGGCAGCUCCGAGAAGAGCAAAGGCGUCAGCAGAGGGAAUUGAUGAAAGCUCUCCAGCAGCAGCAGCAACAGCAGCAGCAGCAGAAGCUCUCAGGUUGGGGGAAUGUCAGCAAACCUCCAGGUACCACCAAGUCUCUUCUGGAGAUCCAGCAGGAAGAGGCCAGGCAGAUGCAGCAGCAGCAACAGCAGCAGCAACAGCAGCACCAGCAAACAAACAGAGCCCGGAACAGCACACAUUCCAACCUGCACACCAGCAUUGGGAAUUCUGUAUGGGGCUCUAUAAACACAGGUCCUCCUAACCAGUGGGCGUCUGAUCUAGUCAGUAGUAUCUGGAGUAAUGCAGACACUAAAAACUCCAACAUGGGGUUUUGGGAUGAUGCAGUGAAAGAGGUGGGACCUAGAAAUUCAACAAAUAAAAAUAAAAACAACGCCAGUCUCAGUAAAUCUGUAGGUGUGUCUAACCGGCAGAAUAAGAAAGUAGAAGAAGAAGAAAAGUUGCUGAAGCUCUUUCAGGGAGUAAAUAAAGCCCAAGAUGGAUUUACCCAGUGGUGUGAACAGAUGCUUCAUGCCCUUAAUACGGCAAAUAACUUGGAUGUUCCCACGUUUGUUUCUUUCUUGAAAGAAGUGGAAUCUCCUUAUGAAGUCCACGACUAUAUCAGGGCCUAUUUAGGAGAUACCUCUGAGGCCAAGGAGUUUGCCAAGCAGUUCCUUGAGCGCCGUGCCAAACAGAAAGCCAACCAACAGCGUCAGCAGCAGCAGCAGCAACAGCAGCAGCAGCAGCAGCAGCAGCAGCAGCAGCAGGACUCUGUUUGGGGCAUGAACCAUAGUACACUCCAUUCGGUAUUUCAGACCAAUCAAAGCAACAACCAACAAUCCAGUUUUGAGGCUGUUCAAAGUGGCAAAAAGAAGAAAAAGCAGAAGAUGGUUCGAGCAGAUCCCAGUUUAUUAGGGUUUUCCGUCAAUGCGUCAUCAGAGCGACUCAACAUGGGUGAGAUUGAGACUCUGGAUGACUACUGAUGAUGUACUGAUGCUGAGUACCUGCCGCUGUGCCAGCCUUCCCUCCUGCCUAAUGACCAUGGAUUCUCCUCGUUGGACACAACAUGCAUUCACCAUUUGCUCUCUGUCACUCUGCAACAAAUCACAGAACCAAUCAUCUCAGGCUUUUUUUUUCUAGCCUUUCGUGUCCAAGAUUAUUUUAAACCACUGUUGGUGAGCAUCUCAGACUGUCCCUAAGUGGACCAGACCCUUUGUCUUGGGGGUGGCAGUUGGGAUUGCUCACCAGCAGGGCUGAUAUUGGCAGCACACAUUGACUGUGCGUUGAUUUCAUCUACUGUCUCCUGAAAGUGUGUUGGAAUCUGCCAAGAGCAGGCUCCUUUCUCUGGUCACUGUUUUUGUUUGUUUUGUUCUUUCUCUCCCCCCCUCCUCCCCAGUACAGGCAAAGGGUCUAAACUGGCGCAGUCAUGAAGAGAGUUAAUGGUUAAUUGACAUUGGCUAGCAACAAAUGCUCCCCUGGACGGUGACUCCACUAUAGCCAGAGCCAGGCGGAACCCUGUCUAGAGGUUACAUGGCCAUUGCUAACUUGGGGACUGCAUCAGAGGCCCUGAGCGGGUGGAUUGUAGACUGGCUGUGUGAUGUUGCACAUCCUUCACUUAUUCUUUCUGGAUAUCUUUCUGGAGAAAGGAUUCAUGUUUUCUUCAUUAGCUAGUGACUUUCCAAGCAAGCUGAGUUCUCCCCUGACAUACUCCAACCUUACUGGACAAAGGAAACCCUAUGGCCUGGGACAGGGACUUGUAAUUUUCCUUUCAUAUAAAAACUGAUUUUUCCCCAUAAAUAUUUUUACUUCAAAGGACUAGGACCAGUUUGUUUUGGGCCCUUCUGUGAAAAUUUGUCUCGUUUAAGAGGCAUCUUUACCAUAUGUAUGAAUUUGUGUAACUUCAACUCGGAUAGGGAUAAACUUUUGCUUCUGAUAAAAGCUGGGAAUUUCAUCUGUUCCUCAGAGCACUGUGUGUGUGUGUGUGUGUGUGUGUGUGUGUGUGUGUGUGUGUUUAGCCGUGGCCUUGAAAGGUUUUUUGUAAAGAUUCUGGGAUGGCAAGUUGUUUGCCUUUUCUGAAAAGAGAACAUACAAAAUCUGACCAUCUUUAAGACCUUCAUCCGUGGAAACCACUAUGCAGGAGGAUGCAGUGGGAUGGAGGGCAUGGGCAAGAACGGGGAGGAAGAGGCCUGCUCCUACCCAUUCACAUCAAGUAGAAAUGUACUCAAGCUCUAUUUAGAACUGAUGGCCUCCCCCAGACGCAUGUAGAACAUCACCUGGGAUGGUCAGGCAUACCUCAUGGGAGCUGUGGGCCUGCUGUGCCUGUGCACGAGGUGCUGUGCCAGGCAGCUGUAGGUGAAGUCCCUUCCCUUUCUUCAUCGGUGCCCGGAGAAGGCUGGAGUUGCCCUGAGAGCAAUUUGGUUUUGGAGGGUUGUAUUUGCUUUCUAUUUUUAUUAUUUUGGAUCACCAUUCUCCCUAUCCCUUCUUGCCUCUCCCUCCUAAACAUGUAUAAUAACUAUACAGAGACUGCUACAAACUUGUAAAUAGUUUUUGGAUCAAAUAGCAUAAGGAGAUGGGGGACCAUUAAAAAGUGAGGCUCCUAUUCUCCUUUGCUUUGUAAAUUCAAAAGAGGGGGGUGGGGAAGAGGGAUAGUUAAAAUGUUUACAAAACUUUAAGCUCCCUCGGAACUUUUGCCAGUGUGGAGGAAAAUAAAAAAGAACUUAAAUAAAAUGUGGUUGUGCUC
Molecule: messenger RNA, 4997 nt
Organism: Peromyscus californicus insignis
Lineage: Eukaryota; Metazoa; Chordata; Mammalia; Rodentia; Cricetidae
Gene: Gigyf2
Product: GRB10 interacting GYF protein 2
Exons: 21
Coding region: 1-3240 (1079 amino acids)
Biological process (GO): insulin-like growth factor receptor signaling pathway
Cellular component (GO): perikaryon; proximal dendrite; vesicle
Molecular function (GO): protein binding
Source: RefSeq, a predicted model, not a curated record